This is a messenger RNA of Ylistrum balloti, 1841 nucleotides long. RefSeq lists its product as uncharacterized. NCBI's taxonomy places the organism in Eukaryota, Metazoa, Mollusca, Bivalvia, Pectinida, Pectinidae. Gene Ontology annotation, biological process: actin filament polymerization. The record is from RefSeq and is a predicted model, not a curated record. The transcript has 3 exons. Gene Ontology annotation, cellular component: actin cytoskeleton; cytoplasm. Gene Ontology annotation, molecular function: protein binding. The coding region runs from base 13 to 1101 and encodes 362 amino acids.
UGAUAACGAAACAUGACUUAUGACUUACCAAGUGUGUCCUAUAUGGCACUAUAUGUUGUAUCCAUGCACAUUGUCAGCAGUAACUCUCGGAGCUCAACAGGUGCUAAUCAUUGGAGGCUGAAUGCAGACGAGGGUAAAGUAGUCCAAGCUGAGGAAUCGGACAGUGAUGGAUUCACAGAAGAUGGGUUGAUGACAAUUCUUACUCGUAAAGUAACUGAAAAUGGUGAAUGGCGAGUGGAAGACGAACAAAAACAAAUACCUUGUCACCAAGUAACAGAUAAAACAGAAAGGACUUCAACAAGUUCCAUAGAAAGUAAACCUCCUCCUGAAAAGAAAAAGCUGACUUGUGGAAAACCAGUAAAUUAUACUCAAUAUGAUCAUUUACGAGGAAUUGCCAACAGGAACGAACAUAGUCAUAUUCCAGAACCAGAGGUGGCUAUGAUGUUUCGCAGAAAGGGCAGCAAAACUUCAGAAAUAGAUAUGAAUGAACUGGAAGAAAGACUUAAGAAAUCAAAGAAAGAUAAACCUAAAUCUGUACAGACUCACAGUCAAAUAGGAAAUUUCUGGAGAAUAAAGGGCAACAGUCUGUUUGCUAUAGAGUGUUUCCGUAAGGCAUUGUCUAUAUCGCCCAAUAACCCGGAGGUUUUACUCUACCUGGCACGUGUGUUGUUUAAUCUACAAUAUUUGGACGAUGCCAUAUUCCUUACACGACGUUCGCUGGUGAUGCAACAACCAAACAGUGAGAACUCGUGGCUUCAACACUACACACUGGGGGAGAUUCUAAAAGCCUAUGGACAUUACCAGGAGGCUACCCUACAUUUCAGACAUGCACUAGACUUGAACCCAGGCUACCAGCCUGCAGAGGCUCACUUGCGAGAGAUGGAUGGGACACCCAAUCCCUCUGUUACACAAUACACACUAUUUAUCAUCUUGUUCCUGGUCCUUGGUGUUAUAUUUGGGGUGAUCACAUCUAUAGAAGCUAACUUUGAGGACAGCAGUGAAGUAAAAACACAACGGCACUUCAACCGAGCCAUGGCCAUGCGAUCAAUUAAGUUAGGGAUCAAUCCACGCCUUAUAAGAAUGAGGAAGAUGAACUGUUAGAUACAGAGAUAAAUUGAACCUACAGUGUUGUGACCCUGUUAGCAUUCUGUGGCAGGUAGAUUGAGAUUUACUGAAAAUGGAACAAUUUCUACAUACACAUUUUGUAUAUUGGGUCUAACUUGUUUCAUGGCAAUGGCUGGAAAUGGUUUCAUAUUGGUAAAAUCAUAACAAAGUGAAGUGAUAAUACCUUAUGUAACAUCAGGGAGCACAAACAAAUACAAAGUCUUCUUCUUUAGAAAAUGUUAACAUUUCUUGUUAUCAACAGUAGAUCAUGCCAGAUUUUACUUUUCUGUUUUCAUUUCGCUGAUGUGAUUUUAAACCAACAAUAAUUUUCACAGCUUUUAACAGACAUUGCUAGUAAAAAAACUGUCAAAUUAAUUGAGAUUUAAAGAAUAAUGAACAAAAUAAUGUCUCCUGAUAUUUUACCAAUACCAAGAUUUUAUUUUUAGUGAAGUUAUCUCCCUCCUUUAACAGAAAACCUGCAGGAGUUUUUAUUUUAUUUUUUUUUUUGGUUUGUUUUUUAUUUUUUUUCUUUAAACAGGAUCAACAUUAAAAAAAUGGUUUCAGGUUCCAUACAACACAUUUGAUAUAUUUCAUAUAGAUAAUGUACCAAAUGAUUGUGGUACUGAUGUCUUAAUAUCUUUGUUAACAGGGAGUACAUUUAUAAACAAUGAUAUUAAAUAGAUUAGCUACAAGUAUGCUCUUAAUCUAUUGAUAAUUACACUUGGAAAAAAUCUACC